This is a messenger RNA of Heterocephalus glaber (naked mole-rat), 4084 nucleotides long. RefSeq names its product transmembrane O-mannosyltransferase targeting cadherins 4 (gene Tmtc4). Gene Ontology annotation, biological process: protein O-linked glycosylation via mannose; endoplasmic reticulum unfolded protein response. Gene Ontology annotation, molecular function: protein binding; mannosyltransferase activity. Lineage: Eukaryota; Metazoa; Chordata; Mammalia; Rodentia; Bathyergidae. Gene Ontology annotation, cellular component: endoplasmic reticulum. The record is from RefSeq and is a predicted model, not a curated record.
CUACCCGAUGUGAGUCAUCCCCACUCCGCUACUUCCCGGGAGCAGAUGGGUGGGGAGAAAUCCUUGGGAAACAGUUUAUCGUAAGGACUGACAGGAUCUUCUGCUUGGCCCCUCUCUUUGCAUUCUGCCACCCAGCUGGCACGGCCCAGGUGGAGGUGGGGCAAAGCCACGCCGGCUGAUUGAUGGGAAAAUGGCUACAGGAUAGCAGGCUGGAAACUUUCUCUUAAGGGACCCGAGCAUGUGGAACCACACACAGACCUUCUCGUGCAGGACUGAAUUAAAAAUCCAGAGGCGGCCACACCUGGACAAAUAGCUUCAGUAGCAUCUGGCCCAGCGCCACCUAAGGAAAGUCGCCCCGGGACAGGAGCACCAGCUCCCCAGUCCAGGCCCCUGGAUGCUGGGUCAGAAGCCCUCGUGUUCUUUAACCUGAUUUCCAGAAGGCAGCUGGCUGUGUGGACAAAUUGUUCCGGGUGCGGUAGAGAGGCCAGCAGGCCCGCCUGUACCUGCAGAAGUGUGUUCUAAAGAAGGGCUCUAACCAGCAUAAUGCUGGAGCAAGAGGCUGGCAGCACGCAGUUUUCACGAUGGCCGAGCUGGAUGCCGAUUUGGAUGCCAUCAUCCCAUCUUCUUUCCUUCCCCCCUUCUGGGCUAAGUUAGUAGUGGGAUUUGUUUCCCUCCUGUGUUUCGCACGGAGCUAUGAUGGCGAUUUUGUCUUUGAUGACUCUGAAGCUAUUGUUAACAAUAAGGACCUCCACGCCGACACUCCCCUGGGAGACCUGUGGCAUCACGACUUCUGGGGCAGUAGACUGAGCAGCAAUACCAGCCACAAGUCCUACCGGCCGCUCACUGUCCUGACUUUCAGGAUUAACUACUACUUGUCAGGAGGCUUCCACCCUGUGGGCUUCCACGUGGUCAACAUCCUUCUGCACGGCGGCAUCUCCGUGCUCAUGGUGGAUGUCUUCUCCGUGCUCUUCGGAGGCCUGCAGUUCACCAGCAAAGGCCGGAGGGUGCACCUGGCCCCCAGAGCAUCCCUGCUGGCGGCUCUGCUGUUUGCUGUCCAUCCUGUGCACACCGAGUGUGUUGCUGGUGUUGUCGGCCGCGCAGACCUCCUCUGUGCCCUGUUCUUUUCGUUAUCUUUCCUUGGCUACUGUAAAGCAUUUCGAGAAAGUAACAAGGAGGGAACGCAGUCUUCUACCUGCUGGGUGUUGCUGAGCAUCUUUCUGGGAGCAGUGGCCAUGCUGUGCAAAGAGCAAGGGAUCACAGUGCUGGGUUUGAAUGCGGUAUUUGACAUCUUGGUGAUAGGCAAAUUCAAUGUUCUGGAAGUCGUCCAGAAGGUACUACGUAAGGACAAGUCAUUAGAGAAUUUGGGAGCACUCAGGAGCAGGGGCCUCCUCUUCCGAAUGACCCUCCUCACCUCAGGCGGGGCCGGCAUGCUCUACGCGCGCUGGAAAAUCAUGGGGACCGGCCCGCCAGCAUUCACGGAGGUGGACAACCCGGCCUCCUUUGCCGACAGCGUGUUGGUGAGGGCCAUAAACUAUAAUUACUACUAUUCACUGAAUGCCUGGCUGCUGCUGUGUCCCUGGUGGCUGUGUUUUGAUUGGUCAAUGGGCUGCAUCCCCCUCAUUAAGUCAGUUGGUGACUGGAGGGUAAUUGCCCUGGCAGCACUCUGGCUCUGUCUAAUUGGCCUAAUAUGCCAAGCCCUGUGCUCUGAGGACAGUCGCAAGAGAAGAAUCCUUACUCUGGGCCUGGGAUUUCUCGUGAUCCCGUUUCUUCCUGCGAGUAACCUGUUCUUCCGAGUGGGCUUCGUGGUGGCGGAACGCGUCCUCUACCUCCCCAGUGCCGGCUACUGUGUCCUGCUGACUUUUGGCUUCGGGGCCCUCAGCAGACAAACUAAGAAAAAGAAACUCAUCUCCGCCUGCGUCCUGGGCAUCUUACUCAUCAACGCGCUGAGGUGUGUGAUUCGCAGCGGCGAGUGGAGGAGUGAAGACCAGCUUUUUAGAAGCGCCCUGUCUGUGUGUCCCCUCAAUGCUAAGGUAUACAUACAGGACCUCAUUUUCAAAACAGACCUGCUGGUUCACUACAACAUUGGCAAAAACCUGGCUGAUAAAGGCAACCAAACAGCAGCCAUCCAAUAUUACCGGGAAGCAGUAAGAUUAAAUCCCAAGUAUGUUCAUGCCAUGAAUAAUCUUGGAAAUAUCUUAAAAGAAAGGAAUGAGCUCCAAGAAGCAGAAGAGCUGCUGUCUUUAGCUGUUCAAAUACAGCCAGACUUUGCUGCUGCAUGGAUGAACCUGGGCAUAGUGCAGAACAGCCUGAAACAGUUCGAGGCAGCAGAGCAGAGUUACCGGACAGCCAUCAAACACAGAAGGAAGUACCCAGACUGCUACUACAACCUUGGGCGACUGUAUGCAGAUCUGAAUCGCCAUGUGGACGCUUUGAACGCAUGGAGAAAUGCUACCAUGCUGAAGCCCGAGCACAGCCUGGCUUGGAACAACAUGAUCAUCCUCCUGGACAACACAGGUAAUUUAGCCCAAGCUGAAGCAGUUGGAAGAGAGGCACUGGAAUUAAUACCAAAUGAUCACUCUCUUAUGUUCUCCUUGGCAAACGUGCUGGGGAAAUCCCAGAAAUACAAGGAAUCUGAAGCUUUAUUCCUCAAGGCAAUUAAAGCAAAUCCAAAUGUUGCAAGUUACCAUGGGAAUUUAGCGGUGCUCUAUCAUCGCUGGGGACAUCUCGACUUGGCCAAGAAACACUACGAAAUCUCCCUGCAGCUCGACCCCGCGGCAGCAGGCACCAAGGAGAAUUACGGUCUGCUAAGAAGAAAGCUGGAGCAGAUGCGCAAGAGCAACGUCUGAUCCUUGUCCACCUUCUGAGUUGGGGGCAUCGAGCGGCCGUAUCAUGCACUUGUGUUCAACCGUUUUAAAUUCUUUUCAGGCGUAUGGUGAUUCUUUCUAGGAAAACAAAGACAUGCAGAAAGAUUAUAGCACCAGCGAUAUAGUCUUGAAUUCUUGAUAGCGUUUUUGCAUCAAAAUUGUAUUUUUUCAAACAACUCAAAUAUAAUUCUAAAAUCUCCAAAAUGAAAGCUUUUUUACCUAAAUAGAAGAAAUUCUCUUGGGUGACUUUCACUAGCAUUAAGCUUGCGCUUGGGAUGAGUCUUGUGUGUGGAGCACGAGCAUUAUUGAACCUCAGCUGUGAGCGGGGUGCAGUGGUGUGUACCUGGAGACUAGCACAGGGGAGGCUGAGGCCAGAGGGUCACAAGAUCAAGUUGUCCCUGAGCAACUUAGGGAGCCCUUGCUCAAAAAAAUAAGGGCUGGGGAUGGAGCUCAGUGCUGAGCACCCCUGGAUUUGAUCCUUGGUACUGAAAAGGAAGAGAAAACCAACUGGGCCAGGAAAUGACAGUCCCCUACGAUUUAUAUAAGCAUCAAAGGUGUCUGUAUAUUUGCCUUUUUAUUUAAUGACAAGAGAGGGUAAAUUAAGAUUUUGGGUUUUUUUAAUCUUUUUACAGUAUAACUAUGAACUUGGUUUGUAAGGAAAUAUUUAUUUGUAUUUUUGUGUGUUGGGCAGGGCACAUAAUGAACGGAACAUUUUAACAUCCAGUCUGUUUAUAUACUUUGUCCUCUAUAGGAAGAAACUGACUCCUGUGAUAUUUGUUGGUAUUCCCAACCUGUGCAGUUUCCGUAUGCAGGAGGUUAUAUCAUGUUCUAUACAAACUGUUAGAAUUGGUAGGAAAUCCCAGCCGUGCUCUAGGCCAAGGCAGGCCGGCUGACAUCUUGUUUCUGUUGUAUCCAGGGUUAAGAGGGCUACACGUCUAUGUACGUUAUGUCAAUGUUUUUAUCUGUGAAGCAGUUUCCCAUUUUGCUCAAUGGAACUACAGACAUCACUGACCAGAAAAUGCAAGGGGUAAUUUUCUCUCCAAAAGAGUCAUAUUUGGGGACUUAGUGGAAUUUGUAGGAACUAGGUGUUUUUUCCUGUUUGAUUUGAUCACAAUAAUCAUGUGUAUGUGGUUUGUUUCUCUCUGUACACUGUUGACCUAAUGAUUUAUGCAAUCUGUCAUUUCUUAUGCAAUAAAAUUAUUACACAAACUGAUGUGAAA